Molecule: messenger RNA, 625 nt
Organism: Ornithodoros turicata
Lineage: Eukaryota; Metazoa; Arthropoda; Arachnida; Ixodida; Argasidae
Gene: HSPC300
Product: protein BRICK1-like
Exons: 4
Coding region: 173-403 (76 amino acids)
Biological process (GO): cell motility; regulation of actin polymerization or depolymerization; actin filament organization
Cellular component (GO): SCAR complex
Molecular function (GO): protein-containing complex binding
Source: RefSeq, a predicted model, not a curated record
UGGACAGAUAAACAUCAUCUCGCAUCCGGCAGGCAGCCCCAAGCAAAAACAAUCGUUUGAGUUCAGUUGGUGCAGUUCAGUAAUCGGUGAUUUGGUCUAAAUACAAUAGUGAUUCAGUGUUAUCGAGGGCUAAGCCAAGCGUCGACGUCGUCACCGUUAUUUCCUUGCUGGCAUGUCGGUGUUGGAGAGAGAAGCGAUACAGAAGCAGAUCGAGCAGGACUGGGCUAAUAGGGAGUACAUCGAAAUCAUAAGUGGAAGUAUAAAGAAAAUCGCAGAUUUUCUUACAUCAUUUGACAUGUCAUGUCGUGCGCGGCUAGCUACCCUAAACGAGAAACUGACGUCGCUAGAACGUCGUAUAGAGUACCUGGAAGCAAGGGUUACCAAGGGAGAAACGUUAUCAUGAGGAAAAAGGCUUUUAUGUGCCUCUUGUGAAAAGCUGCCUAACCGGCAGCACUGCUUUUAAAGACGGCUGGCUGGAACUUUUGUAAAUUGCUGCGACACUUCUGCAAAAACUGAACAAGAUACGCUUCCAAGAAGCUCAAUGAACAGCCUUCAUCGCAAUUUUCUUAUGUCACUUUGGAUAACUUUCAAUAAAUAAGUAGUGUUUAUCACUACAUAUAUAGAU